Messenger RNA from Labeo rohita (rohu), 5607 nucleotides. RefSeq names its product cysteinyl leukotriene receptor 1 (gene cysltr1). The coding region runs from base 967 to 2097 and encodes 376 amino acids. NCBI's taxonomy places the organism in Eukaryota, Metazoa, Chordata, Actinopteri, Cypriniformes, Cyprinidae. Gene Ontology annotation, molecular function: leukotriene receptor activity. Gene Ontology annotation, biological process: G protein-coupled receptor signaling pathway. Gene Ontology annotation, cellular component: plasma membrane. The transcript is spliced from 2 exons. The record is from RefSeq and is a predicted model, not a curated record.
UGAAACUACUGUCACAUAUAGAGUUACAGGUCUGCAGCUAAGCGUGCCAUUUUGUCUGCCCUCUUACUAUAUGAGUAAACAAUCCCCAGAGCUACUCUGAGACUUCACUUCACAAGUGUUUUACUUUUCAUUUGAUAACCGUCAUAUCAUAUACAUGCAGAAACCACUUUUGUGCAGCACUUUGUAACAAAUACAGAACUAAAACUGCAAUGGUAAAUCAGCACCUCUCAUGAGUUGGUGUCCUAGUCAUUAAGCAGUGCUAGAAAAUAUGAUUGUUACCAGUUAUUUUUGCUGAGAAACACUGUCCUUUGUCUGAUGUUUUAUGCUUUACUGAACAAAUAUUGGCUUCUAAAACCUUUUUUUGUCAGUGACAUGUCACUGCUAGCUGUCAUGUCAGGCUUCCAGCUUCAGGCAGUUCCUGGUCAGGAAGAAAUCAAGAAAACAUUGCAUCGUCUUCCAUGAAUACACAUUUUAGUUUGGUCUGGACAGAUUAAAGUAAGAUUAGAGUAAGCCAUGCACUACCAUACCUGAUGGGGCAGUCAACUAAAGCUCCUAGAGGCCAGGACAUCGAUAGGUGCUUUUGCGCCACGUAGUUCUAGUAACUCCAGCAUAGUGGUUCCUAGAGAACCAAUUUCCCCCUCUGGUCACUUUCCUGGUUGCAUUCGCACCAGCAGGAGGAACUCUGAAGCGGCCGACAGUGACGUCUUUAUUCAUGGCAUUUACAGACGUCAACAGCUGGUGAAUGAUUUGAGCCGUUUUUACACAAAUAUCUGUACUUUCUCCUUCUUCAAACCAGGCUUGUUAUGUUAGUUUUAAUCAGCAUUUGGUGGAUCACCAUUCAAUAACAAAUCUCUAAUUAAUCAUGGAUCAGUUAGUCUUGACUGGCAACGUGAUUCGGCUUGCGUGCGCGCUCUGCGUCUCCACCAAACGGUUUCUAUCAGAGUAAUCAUUGCAAGUGACUCGAGAAUGGAGUGGAAGCGCCCGGGGGAUAAAGACAAAGCUACUGACCUGUUCAGGACUUCAAAUUCAGACACCAAUGCAAGAAUGGGUCCAUCUAACAUAUCAACAGUUAAUAAUACACAAGUGUGUGCCUCAAUCGAUGACUUCCGUAACCAAGUCUAUUCAACAGUAUAUUCUAUCAUCACCAUCUUAGGGCUGAUGGGCAAUGGCUUUGCAUUGUACGUACUCCUUCGUACCUACCGUCAGAAAUCAUCCUUCCACAUCUACAUGCUCAACUUGGCCGUGUCAGACCUGUUGUGUGUCAGCACUCUGCCACUACGGGUGCUUUACUAUGUCAACAAAGGACAAUGGAACCUCGGGGACUUUCUCUGCCGGUUAAGUUCCUAUGCACUGUAUGUAAAUCUCUACUGCAGCGUCUUCUUCAUGAUGGCGAUGAGUUUUACCCGCUUUCUAGCGAUUGUGUUCCCAGUGCAGAACCUGAGGCUAGCCACUGAAAAGAAGGCAUGGAUAGUUUGCGUGUGCAUCUGGGUAUUCAUUUGCACCACCAGUUCACCCUUUCUCCUCUCUGGUCAGCAUACUGAUCCGAAUUCUAACAAAACCAAGUGUUUUGAACCGCCAGAAACGUCCAAAAGCCUGGGAAAACUGAUCGUGUUGAAUUACUUUUCCCUAGUGGUGGGUUUUAUUAUUCCCUUCUUGGUCAUCUUGCUGUGCUAUGCUGGCAUCUUGCGCACUUUGCUUAGAAACACUAACGGUGCGAACAAGCAGCGUUACACGCGUAUCAAGGCCAUUCGGAUGAUUAUUGUUGUGAUGCUGGCUUUCUUGGUUAGUUUUAUGCCCUACCAUAUACAACGCACACUGCAUCUCCACUUCAAAAACCGCAAAGAUGCUAACUGUGAGGAAAUUAUUUAUAUGCAGAAGUCUGUGGUCAUCACCCUUUGCCUGGCUGCUGCUAACUCAUGCUUUGACCCAAUGCUCUACUUUUUCUCUGGAGAGAACUUUCGACAUCGCCUAUCCACCUUCCGAAGGGCUUCUGGAAACAUCGUCGGAACCCACAAAGGCCGCCAUCCUCUCCAAAGCUCCCCACCUGUGGAAGAGAGUGAAUUGCAAAGCUGUAAUGGUUCAAACAAACUUGGAUAGAGGGAAUGGAAAUGCUGACUCUCUGUCAAUGCAGAAGCAUUUCUGAGUCUAAAUCAACAUUAUUCAAUUAUUCAUUCAAAGUAGUAUGAAGAAGAUGAAGAAAAAGAAAAGUUUCUUAUGUACUACAUUAAGUAUUAUGACUGUAAAAAGGUACUAUAGAUCUUGUGCCUGAUUACAAACAAUAAAAUAUACAUUAAAAGGAAUAUAUAUAUAUAUAUAUAUAUAUAUUAAACACACAUUUCAUAGUACUGAAAACUGAACCCCCUAGUAAAUUGUUAUUGGAUGAAGUGUGUGUUUUGUUUUUUUGUUUUUGUUUUUUUUUGUUUUUUGUUUUUUGUUAAUUAAUGAUUUAAAAAGACAUACUCAUAAACAAACAAAGAAACAAAACAUCAUAACAAUAGACUGCAUUCUGUGUAUUCAUUGUGAAAUAUAUUGUAACAGUACCGUGUUUACUUACUUACCAUGCCUUUUUCCAUGAGGAGGAAGGAAUGCAUGAUUCCUCCUGCUUAGGGCCCCCCAUAAUGUUAACAUGCCCCUGUAUUCUUAUAGCAGCAUUUUGGGAUAUGUCAAUGUAAAUACCUAAUGUAACUUAUUGUAAAUACUGUAUCAGUGAUGACUUUAUUAAAACUCAGCAGAAAAUGAGCAGGAAGCAGAAUUUCAUGGCAGGCUACAAUCUGCAAUCAAGGACCAUCAAAUCAGAGACACUGUCAUUGUGGCACCAGCAGGUGUAAUUAGUCCUCCACAGAUAAUCAUAUCAAUUAGGAAAAUCUCCUCCAACACUGUCGUCUUUAGGCAGUCAACCCUGACGAAUGGGUCUGAAGGCAUGGCAUUCUGACUAUCACAUGAAGAAUCUUGAGUUGAGACAAGGGUGGUGAUUCCCCUCCCAAGACAGAGAGCUUGAAUCCCUAUUGAGACCUUUUAACCUCUUCCUUGAACACAGGACUGAAGUCCUCUUCAAACCACUUUCUAAAUAGCAUAGUGACUGCCUUUACAUACCUAAAUGCAUCAGAUCGUUACAAAACAUGGGCAUAUAAUCAAAUACAAUUUCAUAGCACAAAUCUAUAUUAUAUGUGUAACUCACACUUUAAUCACUUGACUUUAAUCACUCGCUGUUCGUUCCAUUGUUACAAAUAAUUAUUGAAUUUGUUUAUAAUGGAGGUCUUCAACCUUUCCCACUGUCUUGCAAAGUUUAUUAAUAACUGUGAUUUUUUUCAAGUGCUCCUGAGGAGCUUGAUUAGCUGGUUCAGGUGUGUUUAAUUAGGGCUGGAGCUAAACUCUACAGGACUGUGAGUCUCCAGGAAAAGGGUUUAAAAAAAACAAAGUAUAUGAUGUUUGGUAUGUGUGUGUUUAAAUUCUCAAAUGGUAAUCAGUUCUGGGUAAAAUGUGUCAUAUUUUCAUUACAGAAUUCAUGAGAGCCGGAAAAUUAGGAGCCAUGUGACUGAGAAUAUAACAGGUGUGUUUUCUUUGAAGCAGCGCUGCAUAGAUCGAUCGUUGUAUGACAUCAAAAUACAAAACAAAAGCUACAGAGAGGCUCUGCAUGGUUUCACAUCGCUUUCAUGGUACUUUUCAUGGUACUUUGAUGUCGUACAAUGAUUGGUCUGUACAGUGCUGCUUCAAGUUGAACGCACCUAACAUUUCUUCUAAUGUGAGUGGUGAGAACAUAGUUACACCCUGUCAACCAGUCAACCAGCGGAGUUUAAAAGCUCAUGACAUGAAUGAAUCAUCAGUAUAGUCAGAUAAACCAACUCUAGUUUAGUGUAUGUCUAGUCCAAAAUCUAACAUCAUCAGCCAACCAUUCUAGUCUCCUUUUUCUUUUCUUUUACUUUUAUUUUCCAUUGAGAGCAUUGUUUUCCAGUUUUUGGCAUCUUUGCUCACCUCAGACUUAAACCUGCCUACGAAACUGUGUCAUUGCCAUUGGUUUUCUUAAGACUUCACUCCAGAUGUGACCAAGAUCUCCAACAAACCUGAGAAACCCCUUUCAGAGAAUGAUGCAACUGAAGUGUAUCUUCAUUCAAGAAAUGCAAAUAAUACCUAAAGAUUCUAGCUGAACUUGUGUACUGAUGUAAUGUUUUAUAAUCAUAUUGAAAACUUAAUGGCAGAGUUAAAUUUAUAAUUGAUGGUUCAUUCAGGUCAGGAUCUAAGAAACUGCAUGCUGCUUGAAACUUUGUUUUUUCCUCAAUGCCUUUUUUUCUUACUAUUGUGAAUGUGUGAGUGCAUAUGUUUGUGUCAGAUUAGUCUACGUGUAUUGUAAUAAAUAAAUAAAAUACCAUUGGUAUUUAAAGAGAAGUGUCUUGUACAUGCAAUAUCUUACUGUAAAUUGACCAAUAGAUGGAUUAUUCAUUUUAUACGUCAUAAAGCAGUGAUACUGUCAAUGUCCCCUGUAAGUACAAUUAUUAAUUCCCUUUGAGGUAAAUUUACCUGAAAUAUGAGUAACACUUUAGAUUACAGGCUGCAAUUGAAGGCGUAAGUAAACAGAAUUAACAGCAUACUUUUUUUGUAAUUACAAUGUACCUAUACAGUACCUCCAAGUAGAUAUUAAGGAACAAUAUGCAAAGUUUGGGGAAUAAAGGGGUAAAAACCUGGAAAAUUACAAAUUAUUUAUAGUGUAAGUAUUUUGAAGCUAAGAGGUACCAAUUCUAAUAUUAUACGAUAUAUAUGACCUAUUAUACUAAACAACAGUCAUAUGUUUGCAAGCAAUUUAGCAAGAACAUAGAUGGUGUAACUUUUAUUAGUGCACAUAAAAAAUGCUGGGUUAUUAUUUCAAUCCAAAUGCUAGGUUGAGACUGUUGGAUUAGAAAGCUGGGUUGAUUUUACCCAAUUUGGGUUGACAAUCAUAAAAGCUAAGUAAGCCACUGGUGCUGUAGGAAUGUGGACGUGAAAAAAGAGCGUGCACGUUGUGCGAGUUCAAAGGCAAAUGGUCCUGUGUGUGCCGAUAUCCGUAUUUGCAGUGCUUCUGACAGGAAUAUGCAUGGAAAAUAGCUCUAAACUAAUCGAAGCGCACAGGAGUGACAACUCUAAACUGUCUGGAGUGUGUUCUUUUAAAACUGAACCAGUGAAUGUGGUAAGCAGGAACUGGAAACAGCUGGAAUGGUGCUAGAGACAAAUCGGUGUUUGCCUUGCUUAUGACAGGAAUAUGUGUGCAAAAUAGAAUGGAACUGACUGGAGUGUUUUCUUCUUUCUUCAGAGUGUUUUCUCACAAACUUGAGCAGUAAAGAUGGAAAAUGAACAAGUUGAAAUAGUGCUCGAGAGGACUGUGGAUCAAAAUAGUAAAAUCAAAGAUCAUAAUUCCUGUUGAUUCGCUAUAAUACACAAUUUAUUCUUGACUUUCAGUUUUUAUUGCAGGCCUUCAGUGUGUUUCUUUGCAUUAUGUUUUGGCCAUAGUGGUAAGUUAGUGGCUGAAAAAACAUUAACAAAAUGAUCAAAAUCUCAAAUUUGUUCUUUAAUAUACAUUAAGUUUUUCAGUAUUGAACUUUUCAGAAGCAUUUUGGUUUAACUGUAUAAGCUGUGUAA